GGAAUUUACGCUAAUCAAAUAUCAGUGCACUUCAAUCUAUUCGGAGAUAAAGAUGCAUCAGACUCGUGUACUAGCGGCGCUCAUUUUACUAACCAUCCAAUCAACCUGCAGUUUAGCGAAAUCCUGCGAAACCGAGGAUUACGAGGACGGCGUAUGUAUCCCUUUUGAUAGGUGCGAAGCAUUCCAAGAUGCUCGGAACAAAGCAAGUUUAUCCGCUGGCCAACGUGAUGCAAUUGAACGGGAACAAAGCAAGUGCUUGGAUGACGAUAGGGUCGGGUUGAUCUGCUGCAAACGGAAACCACGUCCGAUCAUUCCCAGAUCGUAUGAGGAUACCAAACCGUCAGUAAAUGGUCAAGUUCGCCUUUUACCGGAUUCUAGUGUAUGUGGAUUGGACAGUGCAGAUCGCAUUUAUUAUGGAAAUGUUACAAACUUGGAUCAGUUUCCUUGGCUGGCACUGAUCAAGUACAUUGAUGAGGAUGAAAAUGAAUCGUUCAAGUGUGGAGGAUCGCUUAUCACUCAACGUUACGUUCUCACGGCUGCUCACUGCAUCACAAGCAUGAUUGCCGCUGUUCGUCUAGGUGAAUGGAAUCUUGAUACGAAUCCAGACUGUGUUACUAAACAAGGAAUUAAAUACUGCGCAGAUCCGGUAGUUGAAAGGGGUAUCGAGAAGAUAUCAAUCCACAAAAACUACACUAGACGAGUAUCUAAGGGCGGAAAAAUCGAUAUGGCUUUGUUGCGGUUGGAUCGCGAUGUCACUUUCGGGGAAUUUAUUGCUCCGAUCUGUCUCCCUCAAAACGCCGGUGAAGGACAGUUCAGCGACGAUCAAAUGUUUUACGUGGCCGGCUGGGGAAUGACCGAAGAUGACGUGACCAGUAGAAAGAAAUUGUUUGUCGACGUGAGUAAUGUAGACCUGGAGGAGUGCCGUAAAAAAAUCAACGCACCGUUGAUAAAGAUUGACGAAACGAUGAUUUGUGCUUUGGGUAACGACGGAAAAGACGCCUGCCAAGGCGAUUCUGGUGGACCGCUAAUGGAGAUCAAACAGUUAAACAGUAAAACGAAUCGUUACUUUUUGAGAGGGGUUGUCAGUAAGGGUUUAGCAUGCGGCACCAGCAAACCAGGGUUUUAUUCCAAUGUUUACAAGCAAAUCGAUUGGAUUGUUUCCAAUAUCGAAUAGUAAUACAUUAUUGUGGCAUUCACCCGAGAGUCACGUUUUUUUGUUUCAUAAAUGCUUUCCGGCCGUAUACUUGAAGCAUCUCAACAUAUUUUAUUAAACAUAUUGGUUCGAAACGACACGUUGGUUUUAAGUCAAGCAAUAAAAUGCAUUAAACAUUCACUUCACUCAAAACACUGAAAAUGGCGGAAUAAGUACCGAAAAAUCUAUUCUGAAGAAUUAUUUAGUUAGUUAGAAGUUUUGACAUUUGACAGUUAUGAUUUAUCAGUUAGUGGUUAUAUACGAUUCUAAGAAUCAAUCGGUGUUCUCUAUAAUGGAAGGGCAGGAGAAAGAAAUGAUACAGAAGAGCAGAAAGCUUGAAUGUAAAAGAUAACAAAAGUUACGAGCAUAAAUAAUAAUUAAUCGAAAAGCUUG
Wyeomyia smithii (pitcher-plant mosquito) is the source of this 1585-nucleotide messenger RNA. Its product is annotated as phenoloxidase-activating factor 3-like. The record is from RefSeq and is a predicted model, not a curated record. Gene Ontology annotation, biological process: proteolysis. Gene Ontology annotation, molecular function: serine-type endopeptidase activity. The transcript has 3 exons. Lineage: Eukaryota; Metazoa; Arthropoda; Insecta; Diptera; Culicidae. Bases 53 to 1174 code for a protein of 373 amino acids.